UGUAAAAAAAGCUCAAAAUCCACAAUCCACAGCAGCAGAAAGGGAAGCUCAUUCUGCUCUGGCAAAGUCUGGAAGAAAAGGCCAGAUGUCCUUUCUGAGAGUGCUGCUGUGUGUCCUGGUCCUGGCCAGCCCCUUGCUGAGUGAGGCUUCACAACCCAACUGCGAUGGAGUUGCGGACUUUGAGCCCUGUCUGGGUAAUACAGAUAAAUUCUGUCCUGAAAAUAUCCCUUGUCAGUGUAAAAAUGGAGAACCUUUUUGCAGAUGUAAUUACUACAGAAUAGGCUGGAAGGAGUACUGGUACAUGGGCCCCAAAUGUAACCACCGUUGGAACACUCUGGAUUUCAUUUUAGUGGCUACUCUCCCUGCAGUGGCACUGGUUAUCAUAGUGGUUGUAAUAUUUUCUGCUGUCUGCUGCUUGAAAAUGCAAAAAGCUGGGAAACAGCCAAAGCCUCCAGAAACUCCCACUGCUUCCCCCAGGAGCCAGCCCCAGCCUCCCCACAGCGGAGCACAGCAGAACCCUGCAUUCAGCCCUGAGUUCAGCCCAGCUGCCAGCCCGGGGCACGGGCACCAUCAGCCAGCCGGGGAUGCCUGGGCUGGACAAAUUCCAAAAGUUGUACUGAAAAGAGAAGAUUUUAAUGAUGCCUCAAUCCCAAAUCAAAGGCAGGAUUACAGUCCUGUGUAUGCUCAGUCUCUAAAGACAGCAGAGCCAGCAUCAGAUUAUUUCCCUCAGUCCCGAGCCCAGCGGGAUGAGUUUGACUAUCCCAGGAAGGAUUUGCCUUAUCCAGUUUAUCCAGAGGCGAGGCAGUACCGGAGAUACUAAGAACAAGUGCAUCCUGUAUCAGAACUGUUUUGGAAUGCUGCAUGAUCACUGGACAAUCCAUGUGCUGAGAGUGCAGUGAGACCCUGGUGGGACACAGAGGAAAUGGCCAUCCUUGUUAGAGAGCACUAACGAGGAUAAUUGUGAAAGAAAACCGGGUGAAUCCUGCAGCACACAAGGGUCUGGCCCUGGCAGUGUGGUACAAACACCCCCAAGGACUUGGCCUCUCUCUGUCCUAAGAUUUACCAAAUACCCACAGACCCAUUCCCUUGUCACUUGUCUUUUUUGCUUUGUCUUCCUUCUGUGUUGAUCCCAACAGCUGGAAUGGUUUGCCUUUAAAACUGCCCUGGCUUGCUUUGUAACUUUUUUGUAAAUGAGGAAAAUAAAUUAAGCUGUGGAAGAUUGAGAACUUUGCCACUAAGUAACAAAUAAAAGAGACUGAAGACUA
This is a messenger RNA of Passer domesticus (house sparrow), 1265 nucleotides long. RefSeq lists its product as uncharacterized. Lineage: Eukaryota; Metazoa; Chordata; Aves; Passeriformes; Passeridae. The record is from RefSeq and is a predicted model, not a curated record. The transcript is spliced from 7 exons. Bases 86 to 820 code for a protein of 244 amino acids.